AUGGCAGAUAGUGAGUCGGACGUCAGAGCCGUACAGCUCUGUAAUAGGCUUGUCGAGCUUUUGUACAGUAGUAGCGCCGUCUUUACCGUCAGCCAAAUUGCUCUUAUUCUCGGGGUUGAUGAGGCGAGGGUUGUGCAUGAGCUCAAACGUUCUAAUUUCCGAGAUAUUGUGUACGAUAAGGAGGAGGGAACUGUGCAGAUGCGGGGUCACCGCCGCACUCCACCCUCAGAAACUACUGUCGGAGGUGGCAUGCUUACAUCACGCAUUAUGAGAAGGGACUCGAGCUUCUUUGAGUCUCAGCAUGCCAAGUACGGUAGCGACGGGUACAACCGCAGUAUGGUAAGUACGAGGGGCGGGGGACGUGUGGUCUCCACAAAGAGUGCUCUUCGCAAGACGAAGUAUCGUCGCCCAUUUACCGCGGACGCUGUCAGUGUUGAUAACAUGGAGAACACCUCACCGGUGGGGCGUGUCGGGUACGUGUGCGUUGCCGACGAGUUCAACCUUAGCGGGUUGGAGGCGUACUAUCGUGCACAGGGAUAUUAUACCAAGUUUGAUUUUGAUGUUUUGCAUAUACGCUUCUCUGACAAGGAAAUGGGUUCAAGAAUUCCACGUAAAGCUGCUGUCCACGCUACAAGGAGCCAGGCGGCUACUAGUAACCCCACUGCUUCUGGAGGAACAUGCGGGACCCGUACUGCGGAUAGUAACAACAAUGAAAACAACGGCAAUAAUAAUAAUAAUAAUAUUAAUAAUGGAGGUGAAAAGGCGGUUGAUCGAUCAUCGAUGCUUGUUGCUAAGAAUCCUCGCAAGGCGGGGUUUGAUUUAUUUGUAUUUGAGUACGGUGCAAUUGUCUGGUGGGGAUUUGAGCAGCGCUACUUUAAAAUUGUUGAGAACGAUUUUAUGCUUCCAAACAGUGCCAUUGCAGAGUUUAUGGAAAAUCGCUACAUGACCCAGCUUGUUAGCGAGAACUAUCCUGUGUGGUGUACUUACACUCUUGAAAGAAAGGAGACACUGGAGCCGGAUGAACACUUCCGGGAGAGGCUGCGUUUUGAUCACUUUAUCAUACCCUUCGGACGUGGAGACAUGGAUACCGGUAACGUUAGCAUGUUGUGCGCGUCACACGCCCUUGCGCAGUCAGCGAAGAUUGACUACCUGGAGCUCAAGGUGCAAGAGCUUGCCGAGAACUGCUCCCCGUUACCGCGUGACUUGCGCGAAAAAGGGCAGGUCAGCAUUACAGAACGUCGUUUGUUGCAACUUCGUGGUGAGGUGCUUUCCUACCGUCUUAUGCUAAAAAGUGGCUCAAACCUCAUGGAUGAGCCCGAUUUCUUUUGGGAAAAUGCCUACCUGAAACCCGUGUUUCAGGCGACGAAGGAGUGCUUUGAGAUCAGCGAGCGUGUGGAGGCGCUGGAUAAUAAACUGGACGCUGCAAACGAGAUUCUCUCUAUCCUGGCUGAGGAGUUCUCCCAGCGUCACGGUGCCCGACUCGAGUGGAUCGUUAUUUGGCUCGUGUUGGCAGAAGUUGUCAUUGGUGUGCUUGAAUUGGUGAUCAAUGUAAAACCAUGGUUUUACCGAAGGGUGUAG
Trypanosoma rangeli is the source of this 1578-nucleotide messenger RNA. RefSeq lists its product as uncharacterized. The transcript has a single exon. Bases 1 to 1578 code for a protein of 525 amino acids. NCBI's taxonomy places the organism in Eukaryota, Euglenozoa, Kinetoplastea, Trypanosomatida, Trypanosomatidae. The record is from RefSeq and is a predicted model, not a curated record.